Molecule: messenger RNA, 5687 nt
Organism: Achroia grisella
Lineage: Eukaryota; Metazoa; Arthropoda; Insecta; Lepidoptera; Pyralidae
Gene: CPR146
Product: collagen alpha-1(III) chain-like
Exons: 15
Coding region: 137-5647 (1836 amino acids)
Source: RefSeq, a predicted model, not a curated record
UUUAAAAGCGGACCGCAGAGAGCGGGUCACGUUAGCAAAUUUAUCGCGAACCGUGCUUGCUUGCCGGUGUAGCUUUGUGUUGCCUGCACCGGGAUUCGAACACACAUUACGAGGCCAACUGGCCAACUCCCGCGCCAUGGGGCCGGGACUCACUCUGUACUUUUUGGUGUCGCUGAUGGUAGCUAUAGCUACCGAAGCUCCACCAACGAAGGAACUUAGUAAGGAACCGGAAAAUACAGAAACAAGACAAGGUCGACAAUAUGGUUCCUAUGUGCAAGGCAAAGAGGUUGUAGUCGACAUUCAAGACGACGAAAAGAAUCAGUACUACGAGACGAAUUACGAUACGAACGCAUAUGGUUUUGGAUACGACGUGGGACCAAGCGGUCAAUUCCACCACGAGAAUCGUGGUCCGGACGGUGUGACAUACGGCUGUUACGGUUACGUAGACACUGAAGGAUUCCUCCGAGCAACACAUUAUGUUGCCGACAGCCAUGGAUACAGGGUAGUGGAGCCAGAGAAACCUGUAGAAGUUUACCCGGAUCAGAAAUACGAGUAUGAUGAACAAUCUCAACCGACAGAAAAAGUACCGGGUCAAAUCAUUGCGUGGGAAAAGUUAUAUUUCCCUAAAGGUUGUGGGCGCACUCCAGGAGGAGUUCCAGCGAAGCCUUUACCUCCAGGACCACCUAAACCACCACGACCACCCCCCGAUAGCACUGGACAGACAACCAACCCUAAACCUGGAGUCGUAACCCCUGGCCAAGGUGGUGCUGGCGGUGGAGGCGGUGGAUCCGGUGGACCUGGAGGUCCCACGGGACCUGGAGGCCCUGGUGGUCCCGGCGGUCCAGUAGGCCCUGGCGGUCCAGGUGGACCAGGAGGCGGACAAUGGCAAGGCGGCUACCCUGGCUCUCCAGGCACUCCCGGCACCCCCGGCACACCGGGUAGCCCUGGCUCUCCAGGAGGACCAGGUGGACCUGGCGGCCCUGGAGGCCCAGGAAACGGUGGCUAUUAUCCCGGAUAUCCCGGUAUCUCUGGUACCCCUGGUUCACCAGGCUCUCCCGGAACGCCUGGAUCACCCGGAUCGCCCGGUACACCAGGCUCUCCCGGCACACCAGGCACACCAGGAGGUCCAGGAGGUCCAGGCGGACCAGCUGGCCCGCCCGGUACUGGAAGUUACUACCCUGGCCAGCCCGGUAGUCCAGGCACCCCCGGCAGUCCCGGCACACCAGGCUCUCCAGGCGGUCCAGGGGGACCUGGAGGUCCCGGCGGCCCCGGAGGCCCUCCAGGCAGUUAUUAUCCAGGGCAACCAGGCACACCAGGCUCUCCAGGCAGUCCCGGAACCCCAGGAGGACCAGGGGGCCCUGGCGGACCUGGUGGUCCUGGCGGUCCAUCAGGCAUUUAUCCAGGACAACCGGGCACAGGAGGUACCCCAGGUACACCAGGCUCUCCCGGCGGUCCCGGAACUCCAGGAGGACAAGGUGGCCCAGGACAACCGGGAUACCCAGGACAGCCUGGUCAGCCAGGUAGCCCGGGCCAACCAGGACAACCAGGUUAUCCAGGACAGCCUGGCCAACCAGGUUACCCAGGACAGCCAGGUCAACCAGGAUAUCCAGGACAACCUGGUCAACCAGGGCAACCAGGACAGACAGGCCAACCAGGACAUCCAGGUGUCCCAGGACAGCCAGGCCAACCAGGUCAGCCAGGAUACCCAGGACAGCCAGGCCAACCAGGUCAGCCAGGAUACCCAGGACAGCCAGGCCAACCAGCACAGCCAGGAUAUCCAGGACAGCCAGGACAGCCGGGCCAACCAGGACAUCCAGGACAGCCAGGCCAACCAGGACAUCCAGGACAACCUGGCUACCCAGGACAGCCAGGACAACCAGGACAACAAGGCCAACCAGGAAAGCCAGGCCAACCAGGUCAGCCAGGAUAUCCAGGACAGCCAGGCCAACCAGGACAGCCAGGAUACCCAGGACAGCCAGGCCAACCAGGUCAGCCAGGUCAACCAGGACAUCCAGGUAGCCCCGGACAACCAGGACAGCCAGACCAACAAGGACAUCCAGGACAACCUGGCUACCCAGGACACCCAGCACAACCAGGACAACAAGGCCAACCAGGAAAGCCAGGCCAACCAGGACAGCCAGGAUACCCAGGCCAGCCAGGCCAACCAGGACAACCUGGCUACCCAGGACAGCCAGGACAAACAGGACAACAAGGCCAACCAGGAAAGCCAGGCCAACCAGGUCAGCCAGGAUAUCCAGGACAACCAGGCCAACCAGCACAGCCAGGAUACCCAGGACAGCCAGGUCAACCAGGACAGCCAGGCCAACCAGGACAGCCAGGAUAUCCAGGACAGCCAGGCCAACCAGGACAGCCAGGACAGCCAGGCCAACCAGGACAUCCAGGUGGCCCAGGCCAACCAGGUUACCCAGGACAGCCAGGACAGCCAGGCCAACCAGGACAUCCAGGACAACCUGGCCAACCAGGACAUCAACCAGGCCAACCAGGUCAGCCAGGAUACCCAGGAGGGCCAGGACAACCAGGCCAACCAGGACAUCCAGGACAACCUGGCUACCCAGGACAGCCAGGACAACCAGGACAACAAGGCCAACCAGGACAGCCAGGACAACCAGGACAUCCAGGACAACCAGGGCAACCUGGUGGCCCAGGACAACCAGGACAGCCAGGCGGCCCCGGACAACCAGGACAGCCAGGAUACCCAGGACAGCCAGGCCAGCCAGGAUAUCCAGGACAGCCAGGCCAACCAGGACAUCCAGGACAACCUGGCUACCCAGGACAGCCAGGCCAACCAGGACAGCCAGGCCAACCAGGACAGCCAGGAUACCCAGGACAGCCAGGACAACCAGGGCAACCUGGUGGCCCAGGACAACCAGGACAGCCUGGCGGCCCAGGCCAACCUGGACAACCAGGCCAGCCAGAUCAGCCAGGAUACCCAGGGCAACCAGGACAGCCAGGCCAACCAGGACAGCCAGGCCAACCAGGACAGCCAGGCCAACCAGGACAUCCAGGACAACCAGGACAGCCAGAGCAAUCAGUACCAGGGAAGCCAGGCCAACCAGGUCAGCCAGGACAUCCAGGACAACCAGGGCAACCUGGUGGCCCAGGACAACCAGGACAGCCAGGCGGCCCCGGACAACCAGGACAGCCAGGAUACCCAGGACAGCCAGGCCAGCCAGGCCAGCCAGGAUACCCAGGACAACCAGGCCAACCAGGCCAACCAGGCCAACCAGGACAGCCAGGACAACCAGGUCAGCCAGGAUACCCAGGACAACAAGGCCAACCAGGACAGCAAGGCCAACCAGGACAGCCAGGAUAUCCAGGACAGCCAGGCCAACCAGGACAGCCAGGCCAACCAGGACAUCCAGGACAACCUGUCUACCCAGGACAGCCAGGACAACCAGGACAACAAGGUCAACCAGGACAGCCAGGCCAACCAGGACAGCCAGGUUACCCAGGACAGCCAGGUAGCCCAGGCCAACCUGGACAACCAGGACAGCCAGGAUAUCCAGGACAGCCAGGCCAACCAGGACAGCCAGGAUACCCAGGACAGCCAGGCCAACCAGGACAGCCAGGCCAACCAGGACAUCCAGGCCAGCCAGGAUACCCAGGACAGCCAGGCCAACCAGGACAUCCAGGACAACCUGGCUACCCAGGACAGCCAGGCCAACCAGGACAGCCAGGCCAACCAGGACAACAAGGCCAACCAGGUCAGCCAGGAUAUCCAGGACAGCCAGGCCAACCAGGACAGCCAGGAUAUCCAGGACAGCCAGGCCAACCAGGACAGCCAGGAUACCCAGGACAGCCAGGCCAACCAGGCCAACCAGGACAGCCAGGACAACCAGGACAGCCUGGCGGCCCCGGACAACCAGGACAGCCUGGAUACCCAGGACAGCCAAGCCAGCCAGGUUAUCCAGGUGGCCCAGGACAACCAGGCCAACCAGGUUACCCAGGACAGCCAGGUAGCCCAGGCCAACCUGGACAACCAGGACAACAAGGCCAACCAGGUCAGCCAGGAUACCCAGGACAACCAGGCCAGCCAGGUCAGCCAGGAUACCCAGGGCAACCAGGACAGCCAGGCCAACCAGGACAGCCAGGUAGCCCAGGCCAACCAGGUCAGCCAGGAUACCCAGGACAACCAGGACAGCCAGGCCAACCAGGACAGCCAGGUAGCCCAGGGCAACCAGGUCAGUCAGGAUACCCAGGACAGCCAGGACAUCCAGGGCAACCAGGACAGCCAGGACAACCAGGUCAGCCAGGAUUCCCAGGACAACAAGGCCAACCAGGACAGCAAGGCCAACUAGGUAGCUCAGGCCAACCCGGACAACCAGGAUACCCAGGACAGCCAGGCCAGCCAGGAUACCCAGGACAGCCAGGUGGCCCAGGACAACCAGGUUACCCAGGACAGCCAGGUAUCCCAGGCCAACCUGGUCAACCAGGACAACAAGGCCAACCAGGCCAGCCAGGACAACAAGGCCAACCAGGCCAGCCAGGAUAUCCAGGCCAACCAGGUAGUCCUGGACAAUCAGGACAGUCAGGCCAACCAGGACAGACAGGCCAACCGGGACAUCCAGGUUACCCAGGACAACCAGGCCACCCAGGACAGCCAGGACAGCCUAGUCAACCAAGCCAACCAGGAUACCCCGGACAGCCAGGCCACCCAGGACAGCCAGGACAGCCUAGUCAACCAAGCCAACCAGGUUACCCCGGACAGCCAGGUCAACCAGGCCAACCUGGAUAUCCAGAACAGCCUAGUCAACCAGGCCAGCCAGGAUACCCCGGACAGCCAGGCCAACCAGGCCAACCUGGAUACCCAGGACAGCCUAGUCAACCAGGCCAGCCAGGAUACCCCGGACAGCCAGGCCAACCAGGCCAACCUGGAUACCCAGGACAGCCAGCACAGCCAGGUGGCCCAGGACAGCCAGGUAGCCCGGGGCAACAAGGACAACCUGGUCAACCGGGAUACCCAGGACAACCAGGGCAGCCAGGUCAUCCAAGUGGACAAGGACAACCAGGGCAACCCGGACAACCAGGCGGUCCAGGACAACCUGGACAGCCAGGAUAUCCAGGUGGAGAUUCAGUCGGUGAACCUACCGGAGUCCAACCACCAAACCAAGUACCACCUGGUAGUCAAGUACCACCGUUCCCUAUUUACGUAAUUCCAUACCCAUUGCCAAUUGUACCAAGUCCUGGAUCAUGUCCUUGCUAUCUUGUAAACCCAGGAAAGAACGAUUCCACGGCAGUCACACCAGGACAAAAUGGAGGAACGGCUGGUCAAGGUCAACCAACAUAUGCACCAUACGGUAUAAUUGGAUUUGUCCCGGUAGUAUUCGUUCCUUAUUGUCCAGGAAAUGCCUCAAGUAUAGACACUGCUCAGCAAAAUUUUCCUAAUGCAGUACCGGUAUCAUACAACUGCGCCCAAUGUCAAGCAAACAGAGAUGUAUACCGUUACCUUGGUAGGUGGAACGGUGCCCGGAGUUCAAAUGUCGGGGAUUUAAAAGUCAUAAAGUCACUAGGCGAAUUAGACCAUCUUAUUAAAAAUCAAAUAAAACCAAGAAGGAAAGAUGUAAACAGAAUUAAUAUGCACCCCAGAAUGCUGGAAAAUAGAACGAGCAAAGAACUAAAAAACUGAACAUGGAUCCAUCAUUAUGACACAAUAGAAAUUCUAUUGA